Molecule: messenger RNA, 1888 nt
Organism: Daucus carota subsp. sativus
Lineage: Eukaryota; Viridiplantae; Streptophyta; Magnoliopsida; Apiales; Apiaceae
Product: butanoate--CoA ligase AAE1
Exons: 2
Coding region: 50-1702 (550 amino acids)
Source: RefSeq, a predicted model, not a curated record
UGAUUAACACAAACACAACAAUUAUCUAAAUCCAUAGAUCAAAAGAAAAAUGGAAGGCACAAAAAAAUGUCCUGCAAAUUAUGUUCCUCUAACACCCAUAAGCUUCUUGAAAAGAGCUGCCAUUGUGUACAGAGACAGAGUCUCUAUUGUGUACGGUGAAAACGUGAAAUUUACGUGGUCACAGACUCUUCAGAGGUGCACUCAACUUGCUUCUGCUCUCUCUCUGCUCGGCGUUUCACGCGGUGAUGUGGUGGCUGGUUUGGGCCCGAACACUCCUGCUAUGAUUGAGCUGCAUUUCGCAGUUCCUAUGGCAGGAGCCGUUCUUUCUACACUCAAUACUCGUCUUGACGCGGAUACAAUUGCAGCAUUACUGAAACAAUCUGGCGCCAAGGUCAUAUUCGUGGAUUACCAAUUCCUCGAUUUCGCCAAAGGAGUACUGGACACUCUGUCGAAGACAGCCACUCAGCUGCCUCAUCUCGUGGCCAUCUAUGACACUUAUAAGCCAUCUAAUAAGCCAGUCACAUCGGAGUACGAGUCUCUUCUGGCAACAGGGAGUGUGGACUUUGAGUUAAGGCUCCCGCGUGACGAAUGUGAUGCUAUUUCGAUUAGUUACACUUCAGGGACCACAGCCACGCCGAAAGGCGUGGUGUAUAGCCACAGAGGCGCCUAUCUCAAUGCUCUGGCUGCUACGAUUCUUACGGAAAUGUCUGCUAUGCCUGUGUACUUGUGGUCGGUUCCGAUGUUUCAUUGUAACGGGUGGUGCCUCGCGUGGGGCGUGGCUGCUCUAGGCGGGACUAAUGUUUGUCUUAGAGAUGCGACCGCGAAGGUUAUUUUUGACAGCAUUGUCACGCACCGUGUCACGGAUAUGGGAGGCGCGCCAGCUGUGCUGAACAUGAUUGCGAAUGCCCCGAGUGAGGAGAGGAAGGCUUUUCCAGGGAAGGUGAGGGUCUUGACAGGAGGCGCGCCCCCGCCUCCUCAGGUGAUUUUAAAGAUUGAGGAGCUGGGGUUCUUGGUGACUCAUGCAUAUGGUCAGACGGAAACCUAUGGCGCUGCCACGGUUUGCUACUGGAAGCCGGAGUGGAAUGCCAUGCCUCCUGAGGCCGGGGCCAGGAUGAAGUCUCGUCAAGGAGUGCAGCAUACUGGCUUGGAAGAAGUUGAUGUCAAGGAUCCUGAUACUAUGAAGAGUGUGCCUGCAGAUGGAAAAACACUAGGUGAAGUCAUGUACAGAGGCAACACGGUGAUGAAUGGAUACUUCAAGAACCGCGAGGCGACAGAGGAUGCCUUCAAGGAUGGGUGGUUUCGGAGUGGUGACCUGGGGGUGAAGCACGAAGACGGAUAUAUUGAAAUCAAGGAUCGGUCUCAGGACAUAAUUAUUUCUGGAGGGGAGAAUAUAAGCACAAUAGAGGUGGAAGAUGUGCUUUUCAGUCAUCCAGCCGUUUUCGAAGCAGCUAUUGUGGGAAGGCCUGAUACUCUUUGGGGAGAGACGCCUUGUGCAUUUGUCAAGCUCAAGGAUGGGUGUGAUGUGAGUGAUGAUGAGAUUAUCAGCUAUUGUCGGAGCCGCUUGCCUCAGUACAUGGCUCCUCGUACUGUGGUUUUCGAGGAUCUGCCCAAGACUUCCACAGGAAAGACACACAAGUACGUGCUCAGGCAAAAGGCCAGAGCUAUGGGAAACCUGGCAACCAGCAUACCUAGCAGAUUAUAAGUUCCUGUAUGAAAUUUACCUGCAAUCUAGAACAAUUUAUGACUGUCAUUUCAUUUGGCAGCAAAUAAUUGGUAUCCAUAUUAUGCAUUGUGGUUUUAACCAUCAUCUUUCUUUAUUCUAUCAUAAUGUAUGUUGUCGGAGAAUUAAAGCUCUCUGAAAUAACAUGGGCUUGGAUUUGGAAUUGCA